AGGAGCCAAUUAGAGCUCGGAUGGAAGUGGAAGCAGAAGAUAAACUUUCAUAGAAACCAGAAUGAAGAAGACAUUUUUCUCUAACAUCAUAAGAGGAAGGAAACACAGACGUCAGAUGUUUUCUGCACGGCAAAACAUGGUUUUCUCAUUUAUGUAUAAGAAAUUUGCAAGAAAAUCUGGUUGUUUCAGUGGGAGUGUUGGCCUGCUGUGAUCUACUACAUCACCUUGGGAAGUGGGACUCCUUCCAUUUCUUCUUGAGUCAGUUUUGGUAUCAGAAUGGCAGUGGAACUGAAUCUGCCAAAAAAUACAGAUGACUGGACAAAAGAGGAUGUAAAUCGGUGGUUAGAAAGUCAUAAAAUUGACCAAAAACACAGAGAAAUCUUGAUUGCACAAGAUGUGAGUGGAGCAAUUUUGAAGUGGUUAACUAAAAAUCACCUUGUUGAGAUGGGCAUAACACAUGGACCAGCUAUCCAAAUAGAACAGCUAUUCAAAGAAUUGCAGGCAGCAUCCUCUGAAGAUUCUCUUCAGACAGGUAAGAAGAAAAAAGGCAGUAAAAAUUUUCCUAAAACACAAACUGUGACGCAAGAGGAAAAUGGGGAAACUUCAAAGCAAAAACAAAAGGAUAAAGAGAAAUCAGAUACGGCUAAUGCCUCUACAAAGAGUACAGUUACUAAAGAAUCUAAGUCACUAAAAACUGAGUUCACAGAAGAUGAAAUAGAUGACACAAAGGAAAAGCAGCCAUCCAUAGAACUAACAUGCAUCUCAUACCCUUUUGAUGAAUUCAGUGAUCCGUAUCGUUACAAAUUAAAUUUUAGUCUACAGCCUGAAACAGGACCACUCAAUCUCAUUGAUCCAAUACAUGAAUUCAAAGCAUUCACGAAUACAGAAAGAGCCACAGAAGAGGAUGUUAAGAUGAAAUUUAGCAAUGAGGUUUUCCGAUUUGCUUCAGCUUGUAUGAAUUCACGUACCAAUGGCACCAUUCAUUUUGGAGUCAAAGACAAGCCCCACGGAAAAAUUGUUGGCGUGAAAGUCACCAGUGUGACCAAGGAAACCCUCAUUGACCACUUCAAUCUGAUGAUCUGCCAGUAUUUUGAAGACCAUCAGGUCCAAAAAGCAAAGAAGUGCAUUCGAGAGCCAAGAUUUGUAGAAGUUUUACUGCCAAACAGUACGCCAUCUGAUAGAUUUGUUAUUGAAGUGGAUGUCAUUCCAAAAUACUCUGAAUGUGAACAUGAUUAUUUCCAGAUUAAAAUGCAAAAUUACAACAACAAAACAUGGACACAAAGUUCAAAAUUCUCAGUCUUUGUGCGAGAUGGGGCCAGCUCCAAAGACAUAGUGAAAAAUAAUGCAGAUUUCAAAUCAUUUAAAUUAGAUUUAAAAACACUGGCAGAGUCUAGAAGAGAGGCAGAAGAAAGAUACAGAGUAAAAACAAACAAAAAAGAGAGUGAGGGACCAAAGCUCAUUAAAUUGUUGACAGGAAAUCAGGAUUUGCUAGAUAAUUCAUCCUAUGACUGGUACAUUCUUGUAACAAAUAAAUGCCAUCCAAAUCAAACAAAACACUUAGAUUUCCUACAGGAAAUUCAAUGGUUUGCUGUGUUGGAGUUUGAUCCUGAAUCUGAGAGCAAGGGGGUAGUCAAAGCUUACAAAGAAAACCGAGUGGCAAACCUUCACUUUCCAAGUUUAUACAUGGAGGGGAAAACCACACCAAAUGAGAAGAUUGCUAGUCUGAAUCUUUAUCAACAACCCAGCUGGAUUUUCUGCAAUGGCAGGGUAGACCUUGACAGUGAAAAAUAUAAACCCCUAGAUCCAAGUUCCUGGCAAAGAGAAAAAGCAUCUGAAGUCAGGAAACUGAUUUCAUUUCUUACACAGGAAGACAUAAUGCCAAGAGGGAAGUUUUUGGUGGUGUUUCUAUUACUCUCCUCCGUGGAUGACCCAAGAGACCCCCUUAUUGAGACCUUCUGUGCUUUCUACCAAGAUCUCAAAGGAAUGGAAAAUAUAUUGUGUAUUUGUGCACACUCACACAUAUGUCAGGGAUGGAAAGAUCUACUUGAAGCAAGAUUAACAAAACAGCAAGAUGAAUUAUCAAACCAAUGUAUUUCUGCUUUAAGUCUUGAAGAGAUAAAUGGCACUAUUCUUAAACUAAAAUCUGUGACUCAAUCUUCAAAGAGAUUUUUGCCAUCUGUUGGUUCAUCUACUGUCCUUCUGAAAAAGGAAGAAGAUAUCAUGACUGCUCUGGAAAUUCUCUGUGAAAAUGAAUGUGAAGGUACACUCUUAGAGAAAGACAAAAAUAAAUUACUUGAAUUCAAGGCAUCAAAAGAGGAAGACUUCUAUCGAGGUGGUAAAGUAUCAUGGUGGAACUUCUACUUUUCUUCUGAAAACUAUUCUUCAUCUUUUGUCAAAAGGGAUAAAUAUGAAAGACUUGAAGCAAUGAUUCAAAACUGGGCAGAUUCUUCUAAACCAACAUGUGUCAAAAUUAUUCAUCUAUAUCAUCAUCCAGGCUGUGGUGGGACUACCUUGGCUAUGCAUAUUCUCUGGGAACUAAGAAAGAAAUUCAGAUGUGCUGUGCUGAAAAACAAGACAAUGGAUUUUUCUGAAAUCGGAGAACAAGUGGCUAAUUUAAUCACCUAUGGAGCAACAAACCAUCAGGAAUACUUACCUGUACUGCUCCUUGUUGACGAUUUUGCAGAACAAGAAAAUGUCUAUCUUCUGCAGGUCUCUAUUCAAACAGCUAUAGCUAAUAAGUACAUUCGAUAUGAGAAACCUCUAGUGAUCAUCCUAAAUUGCAUGAGAUCACAGAAUCCUGAAAAAAGUGCAAAGAUUUCAGACAGUAUCGCCCUAAUACAAAAACUGUCUCCCAAAGAGCAGAGAGCUUUUGAGCUUAAAUUGAAAGAAAUUGAAGAGCAACAUAAAAACUUUAAAGAUUUUUAUUCCUUCAUGAUCAUGAAAACCAAUUUUAAUGAAGAGUACAUAAAAAAUGUCGUCAGGAAUAUCCUGAAAGGACAAAAUAUUUCCACCAAGGAAGCAAAGCUCUUUUCUUUUCUAGCUCUUCUUAACUCAUAUGUGCCUGAUACCACCAUUUCACUAUCACAGUGUGAAAAUUUCUUAGGAAUCACAAACAAGAAGGUUUUCUGGGGACCAGAAAAACUUGAGGACAAGAUGGGCACCUACUCUACAAUUCUGAUAAGAACAGAGGUGGUGGAAUGUGGGAAAUACUGUGGAGUGCGCAUUAUUCACCCUUUGAUUGCCAUGCGCUCACUGGAAGAAUUGAGGAUAAGCUAUCACUUGGAUAAAAGUCAAAUUAUACUGGAUAUGCUAACAGAAAAUUUGUUCUAUGAAACUGGUAUAGGAAAAAGCAAGUUUUUAGAAGAUAUACAAACACUGCUGCUCACAAGACAGCGCAAUGAACAUGAAGGUGAAACAGGAACUUUGUUUUCCCCUUUCAUUGAAGCGUUACAUAGAGAUGAAGGGAAUGUGGCAGUUAAAGAUGUAUUGCUUGAAGGUAUUCAUCGGUUCAGCUCAAAUGCAUUCAUUUGCCAAGCGUUAGCAAGACAUUUCUACCUUAAAGAGAAGGACUUUAGCAAUGCUCUCAAAUGGGCAAAUGAAGCAAAAAAGAAAGAACCAGACAAUUCUUAUAUCUCAGAUACACUGGGCCAAGUCUACAAAAGUAAAAUAAGAUGGUGGAUAGAGGAUAAUGGAAAAAAACGGAACAUUUCAGCUGAUAAUCUAACUGAUCUAUUGGAUUUAGCAGUACAUGCUGCAAAUUCAUUCAAAGAAUCUCAACAGCAAAGUGAAGAUAGACAGUAUGAAGGGAAGGAAAGGUUUUAUCAGACGUCAAAAAGGCGGUAUGAUACUUACAACUUAGCUGGUUAUCACGGAGAGAUAGAAGUUGGGCUCUACACAAUCCAGAUUCUUCAGCUCAUUCCUUUUUUUGACUGUAAAAAUGAAUUGUCUAAAAGAGAUAUGAUCAAUUUUAUAUCAGGAAGUAGUGAUAUUCCUGGGGAUCCAAACAACGAAUUUAAAUUAGCCCUCAAGAACUUUAUUCCCUAUUUGACUAAUUUGAAAUUUUCUUUGAAAAAGUCCUUUGAUUUUUUUGAUGAUUAUUUUGUCCUUCUAAAACCCAGGAACAACAUUAAGCAAAAUGAAGAGGCGAGAACUCGGAGAAAGGUGGCUGGAUAUUUUAAGAAGUAUGCAGAUAUAUUUGGUCCCUCAGUUGAAACACAAAAGAAAGAUCUCGGAUCAAAGCUUAGUUCCCCACUUCAAGUAGAACUGUGUCGGAGAAGCCUAGAAGUUUUAAAAGCAGACAAGUUUUCUGGGCUCUUGGAAAAUCUUAUCAAAAAUCAAGAAGAUGUUAUAAGGACCAUGGAAGAUAUAGUGAACAAAUAUACUUUUCUCUCUGAACAAUGCACUGUCAAAAUCCAGCCAAAAGAAAAGCAAAAUUUCAUCUUGGCUAAUAUCAUUCUCUACUGUAUUAAACCUACCUCCAAAAUAGUGACACCAAUUAGAAAACUGAAAGAUCACCUUCGAGAAGUCUUGCAACAAACAGGACUGACUUAUCGAUUUUCAGAACCUUAUUUCCUAGCUUCCCUCUUAUUCUGGCCAGAAAACCAACAACUAGAUCAAGAUUCUAAACAAAUGGAAAAGUAUGCUCGGUCAUUGGAAAAUUCUUUCAAGGGGCAAUAUAAACAUUUGUUUCGUACAAAGCAGCCAAUUGCAUAUUUUUUUCUUGGGAAAGGUAACAAUAUGAACAGACUUGUUCACAAAGGAAAAAUUGAUCAAUGCUUUGGAAAGACACCUGAUAUUAAUUCCUUGUGGCAGAGUGGAGAUGUAUGGAAGGAGAAAAAAGUUCAAGAGCUUUUGCUUCGUUUAAAGGGACGAGCUGAAAAUAAUUGUUUAUACAUAGAAUAUGGAAUCAAUGAAAAUAUCACAAUACCCAUCACACCUGCUUUCUUCGGUCAACUUAGAAGUGGCAGAAGCAUAGAGAAAGUGUCUUUUUACUUGGGGUUUUCCAUUGGAGGCCCACUUGCUUAUGACAUUGAGAUUAUUUAAGAGCCUGAUCUCCCUCCAAGAAUGUGGUCUCAGUAGCACCUAAUUUUUUUUAGACCCAAGAUCUAUACUUUAAAUUGGCAAAUUUACAGGUACAGCCCCUGGCUUUUCAGCCCUGUAACACAAUAUUUGUAUUUCCUCUUAAGCAUGUUAUGAGUCCUACACAGACUGUGGUGAAAAAGGAAAGAGUGAGAGAUUUGGAAAGUAUCAAAUAUCUUCUUUGGUUUGGAUAACACCAUUUAUGACAAGAUAAGAAUAUAGAUGGAAUUAAGAGAGGAGAAUGUAAUAAUUCAGCCACACAGAACCCCACCACUUCUCCCAAUUACCCAACCAAGGCAUAGAUUGAGGAAGAUUGUCUACUUUCUUCUCAAAUGUGAAAAUUUUUCAGAAUAGGAAAAAAUAGUUAUCGUUCCAAGACAUUACAAUAUCUGAGAAACUAUUUCACAAAAAAAGUGAAAACCUCUCCAACUGCCAAGCAACAUUUAUUCUUACCAGGCAGAACAGAAAUGCACCAUGUAAUUGACACUCAAGAGUCUUUCAAAGAAGAGGACCAACCAAUUCUCUGAAGGUCAUAUCCAUAGAAGUCAGCAGAUCUUACCAAAAUAGGCUGGAGAAUUAGACUACCUUUUCAUGCAGUAGGAGGCAGUUGAGCAAAAGUGAAAUUUGUCUCUACAGCUAAUGAGCUUAUAGACUUACAAACAAGCAAAAAUACACCCGAACUCCAAGGUUAAUGAACAAAAAGGACUCUUCUGAAAAGACUAAUGAGUCCCCCGUCCAGGAGAUCCCUACGUACUAGCAAGUAUACAUACAACCUAUAUAACCAUAUGCGUUGAACAAGCACAGUCAGUGAGCUGUAAUCAAAAUGUAAUUUUCUCUAAUGAAAUUAUGGAUAUGGGCAAUUGUCAAUGGUUGCCAAAACUGAUAAAAAGCUGAUAAAGAACUUUAUAACAGAUGAAUCAGACUGUCCUAAAUCCUGAUCAAUAUUAACAUUGCGGAGAGAGAGCCAGACUUUCUGGCCUGGAAGUGCUGUAGGAGUGCACACAUCACCCAUGAGAUAAUUGAACUUGAAUCUGAUCAAGGCUCUGGAUCUUACUUCCAAUUUAAAGGAAAUACAGAUGUUGGAUAUGUUUCAAAGUAAUUACAUGUGUGGGGUAUGGGGAUGGUGAAAGGAGAGUGGAGGGGCAGUAUAGCUGAGUUAACAAUUGCAGCAUGAUGAGUGCGUGGGAGUUCAUUAUACUUUUCUCUCUUCUUUGGACUGUGUUUUUGAAAUUUUCUGUUAUAAAACAUUUGUAAAACAAAAAGUGCAGUUUGUUUGUAUCUUCACAAUUCCAUUCAAAUUUUUUCACUGAGGGAGAUUUUUCCCUGGCUCCUGCAUGAAAGUUCAGCUCCAUAACUUAUCAGCUUACUCUUGGUUAAAAAAAAUGCUGUGACACAGUCUCAAUCUACAAAUGAGAGUGUCUAGUCACACUUUUCUCUGGGGCCACUUCCCACUCUGUCCCAGAUUUCAGUCUACUUUAUACAGAACUAUCUCUGUUGGAGUCCUCUUGCCUUUCCAGGUGAUUCUUUUGAACUCAAAUUAGACCAACUUGUAUAGGUGCUCUCUCUCCCAUGACCUUCCUAGGAUGCACGGGAAACACUGAUGGAUGUUUGUUCUACCAUUGGUAGGCGUUGCAGCUAAUUUCCAGUCUGGGGAACAGCAUGCCCUAUAACGUCAGGAGGACACAGGUCAGGCACUCCAAGUGGUCCUCUUCAAGCCCCUCUCUCUCUAGCCUGGAGAUGAUGUUCUCGUGGUCAUUGGGAGAAAUUUUGCCGAAAGAACUUUUCCAUAAACCCACUCUUUCUCAAUGCCAGUGGGGGACAAACUACAGCCUGUGGGCCAAAUCCAGCCUGUCUUUUAAAUAAAGUUUUGUUGGAACAUAGCCAUGCUCAUUUGUUUAAGUAUUGGCUUUGGCUGCUUUUGCACUGCAACAACAGAGUUGAGUCGGUGCAACAGAUACCGUAGAGCCCGCAAACCUAAAAUAUUUACUAUCUGGCCUUUUACAGAAAAAGUUUGCCUACCCUUGCUGUAUGCUGUCAACUCUUUUAUGUCUUUGUUUAAGAACUAAUUGUCUAAUUGGUUCACGGACAUUUACUUUGAAAUAUGCAUUUUUGUUUAUCACCUAAUUUUGAUAUCUGAUUUCUAUCAUUUUAGGACUAAAGUUAAAAUUUAACAACCUUUUAACACACAAAAUCUAUUUUUCAUCUUAUAAUAAUCCAGGUCCACUUUUCCAAGGAAUGGCAGAGUAAUAAAUGUGUGUGAGUUUUCCUUUUGCAGGUAAAAAUAUAGCCAAAUUAUGCUGGAUGAAUUUGACAAACAUUGAUCUAUCAUAAUUCUCUUUACCUAUUUAGCUUUAUAUUUUCCUUAGGUCCAUGGAAUUUGGUCUUCAAAAACAGAAAUUUGGAAUGUGAGAUUUAAAUAUUAAUAAUUUACUCUUCCAUAGGCCAGCAGUUCUCAAUUGAACAGAACCCCCCAAGAGGUCUUUCCAAGUUGUAUAUUGUAUCUCCCAAUUCAGAUACAGCCUAGAAUGAGAAAGUAAUCAGAAUUUUUAAAAACUGUCCCCUUGAAAAUCAUUGAUUAGAUCAUUGUAAUACAGCAGUUUCCCAACUCAGUGUUCAAAAGAAAAUGCUUAUCAACACUCCCAAAACAAAUGGUGGCCUGAACAAAUGAGCUUUGGAAACUGUAUGAAAUUCUGCUUCCGGCUAUUUGGAAUGUGGAUUAGCAAAAAAGCUCUCAGAAAGUAAUACCAAAGGGAAGAUCAUUUAUUAAACAGACUAACUUAUUUCUUUUUUUUAAUUUUACUUUAUUUUCUCACUUAUUUUUAUAACCCUUGCUCCUCCAAAGGUCUCCCUGCUGCACAACUUGGAACAUACUAGAAAAGAGUUCAUAUGCACUGAAAUAUUUUAUUUUUUCACCUUCUCUAUUGUCAAGAAUCCCAGCUCCAAUUAAAAUAUGUAUACUAUUA
Molecule: messenger RNA, 8042 nt
Organism: Diceros bicornis minor
Lineage: Eukaryota; Metazoa; Chordata; Mammalia; Perissodactyla; Rhinocerotidae
Gene: SAMD9
Product: sterile alpha motif domain containing 9
Exons: 3
Coding region: 277-5043 (1588 amino acids)
Cellular component (GO): cytoplasm
Molecular function (GO): protein binding
Source: RefSeq, a predicted model, not a curated record